CAAUUCCUCAUCAUCCGUAGGCCUGAAUCUCAAGAAUCACGCUCGUCUUUCUUCUACAACAAUUUUUUCCUCUUCUGCAUACGGGAGUCAUGUCCGCCAACCCUAAUUGCACAGUGUACAUCGGUAACUUGGAUGAACGAGUAAGUGAUAGGGUUUUAUACGAUAUCCUUAUCCAAGCUGGGAGGGUGGUUGACUUACACAUUCCUCGAGAUAGGGAAACUGAUCGACCAAAAGGUUUUGCAUUUGCAGAAUAUGAAACCAAAGAGAUUGCCGAUUAUGCUGUCAAGCUUUUUUCUGGUCUUGUCACUCUUUACAACAGAACAUUGAGAUUUGGAAUUUCUGGGCAAGACAAGUCUGCACAAAAUCCAAAUCCAAAUCUGCAAACCUCACCAAUGCCUACAUCAAAUUCUCCUUUCAAAUCAAGGCCAAAUGUUGAUGUUUCUCCUGGGCCCAUUUCACCAUAUACACAAGUUUCCCCUAGUGCAGAUGUAUUUUCAUAUGUAAAUAGAUCUUCACAUGUGGAUCACAACAAUAAUGACCAUAGAAGAAGUCAUGGGGCAAAUCGGGAUGCCAUGUCAAACCGCUAUGAUGCAAAUAACCCACUUCAUGAUCGUCGCUAAAUCUAUUAGUAAUCAUGAUAAUGUUGUUACUUGUGGAGCAUUAUUAGAUGAUCGAAACUUAGUCUUUUAGUAAUGUAGCUGUAGCAUCUGUAUGAAUUAAAUGUUUGAUAUUAGCUACAUCUGUGACAAUUGUUUUAGUUUGCAAUGGAAUUGUUAUGUGUUGCUGUUGUUAUGUAUGGUUGGAUGAUGCGAAAUCUUGAAAUUAAGAUGGAAUUGUUAAAAUAAUAAAAAAAUAUAAUUUUGUUGGGCUA
This is a messenger RNA of Lactuca virosa, 871 nucleotides long. The record is from the annotation of a GenBank genome assembly. Lineage: Eukaryota; Viridiplantae; Streptophyta; Magnoliopsida; Asterales; Asteraceae.